Molecule: messenger RNA, 1669 nt
Organism: Delphinapterus leucas (beluga whale)
Lineage: Eukaryota; Metazoa; Chordata; Mammalia; Artiodactyla; Monodontidae
Product: E3 ubiquitin-protein ligase TRIM39
Biological process (GO): tRNA processing
Cellular component (GO): nucleolar ribonuclease P complex
Molecular function (GO): zinc ion binding; protein binding
Source: RefSeq, a predicted model, not a curated record
CUCACUGUCAGGGGCCCAGGUUUGAUCCCUGGUUGGGGAACUAACAUCCCACAAGCUGCACGGCGUGGCGAAAAAAAAAAAAAUGUGUUCCUGGAGCUCACCUUCAGUGAUUGAUCAAGGUCUGGAGUGGGCCUGGGCAUCUACCUUUUAAACACUCCUCAUUUGAGCCUGGAGACACUUGUGAAACUAAUCUGAGAGGAAAUUUCAGCCAUUUCCUUCAAACUGGAGGCCUGGUUCCCUGUCCAGCCUGAUGGGGGGUGAGGAUGAGGGGGUCUGAGAGGAGAGAACCCUCAUUCUCUCCUGACUUAUUCUGCCCUCUCCCCAUCUCAGGAUUUAUUCAUGUUCUAUCCCUCUCCUUAACCUCAGGAACAAGUGGUUAUUAACUAUGAAGCAGAAGUAAUCACAGGAUGUCAAACAGAGCAAAGGAGUGGCAGAGGUCUAAGGGAGGGAAGUGAGGAAAGCGUGUGGAACACUACAGGGGAUAUUUUUUCGAGGGCAGGGGAUGCCGUUGACAGGUUUCUUCCAGUACCUAAGACCAGGAGUUAGUGAGGAUCACCUACUUACUGUGUGUCCAGCACUGCAUUUUGGUAAGUGGAAAAGAUUGGGAGUAAGCUGUGCUUUCUAAGGGCCAGGAGCCCUCUUCCCUCCCUCCACUGCCCUCAAGAUCCUUUCCAAUUUCACUGUCUCUGGCACUAGUGGGUUUUUUAAUGUAUCAACUGCUCCUUCAUCUGUAGGUCUUCCGGGCAUCUGCCUUUGGCUUCAGGAGCAUAGGGCAGGAGGUCUAGCCCGGUAUAUAUUGCACAUAACCAUCUCCCCAACCUAUCUGCAUAAAGAGACCAGUCUUCUGUCCUGAAGAUGUUUAGCAGUUUAAGAUUCUCUCCAGUCUCUACCUAAUAUAAUCAUGGGCUUGAGGAAGACUAAAAGGAAGCCAAAACUCAUAAAGGAACCCCUGGCUUGGAUUGUAGGGGAUGGUGUGGGUUUGCAAAUAGAUGGGUCUGUGAGGCCGCAGGGUGUCGCCAGAGUAAGGACGGCACAGGAGCGCGCACGGCACCAGGAACUACAGUUCCCAGGAGGCCUUGCGCGGACGCCCGGGAGCGGGGCUACCCUAGGGUGGGGCCUGUGGACUGCGGCGUGUGGGGAGCUAUCGCGGCUCGGAUGGCCGGGCAGGUGAAGGACCGCGAGGCCUUCCAGAGGCUCAGCUUCCUGUACCAGGCUGCCCACUGCGUCCUCGCGCAGGACCCCGAGAACCAGGCACUGGCGAGGUUUUACUGCCACACGGAGAGGACCAUAGCGAAGCGGCUCGUAUUGCGGCGGGACCCUUCGGUGAAGAGGACCCUCUGUCGCGGCUGCUGUUCCCUCCUCAUCCCGGGCCUGACCUGCACCCAGCGCCAGAGACGCUGCAAGGCUCAGCGCUGGACUGUACAGACCUGCCUGACAUGCCAGCGCAGCCAACGGUUCCUCAACGAUCCUAGGCAUCUGCUCUGGGGAGACCGGCCUGAGGCCCAGCUGGGGAGCCAGGCAGGUGAGAGAUCCCAAACCACCACAACCCCUGCCAAACACAACCCACCGCAUUCCAGCCCACCUUCCUGAGGAGAAAGUGCAGCCUCAGAGUUCCAAUCGCCAGUGAUGGAUUCACCCCGUCUUCCAAAUAAAUUUUAAUUCUCUUUAA